Saprolegnia diclina VS20 is the source of this 1674-nucleotide messenger RNA. RefSeq lists its product as hypothetical. The record is from RefSeq and is a predicted model, not a curated record. The transcript has 4 exons. Lineage: Eukaryota; Oomycota; Saprolegniomycetes; Saprolegniales; Saprolegniaceae. The coding region runs from base 4 to 1467 and encodes 487 amino acids.
GUGAUGGCGCAGGUUGGCGCCGCCUUUGGCCCGGUGCUCAGCGUCUCGCUUCUCGCGCUCCUGCUACUUCUCCACCUCUUGGCCUGCGCGACGACACCGGUCCUUCUUUCGUUCGCUGCGAUUCGCGGCCGCAAGUAUGACUGGUACCUCUACACCAUGUCGCUUGUCUCGCUCUCGAGCGUUGCUGUGAUUGUCGUCAUGCCGAUUGUGCUGGCGCUUGGCGAUGCUGUUCCGUGCGCGGUCGGCUACCUCUUUCGCUACGUGCUCCCGCCCUUCACCAGUGGCCUCUACCUCCUCGGACAUCUCUCCGUCCUAACUGUCUUUGCAAGAAGCGACAAGCCGCCCGAGGUACCCCAGCGCCGCGGCCCGAGCGUCGAGGCCAUUCCAAAGACAAAUCAACCGUCGAUGCGCCGCGCCUGCGUCUGCUUUCUCUUGUACAUGGCGCCGCUCGCCGCAACGCCCUCUUCGAUCUUUGCGCUGCCGAUCGCGGCGUGCCAAGACGACGACACCUUCCGCUCGCUCUACUGGAUACAAGUGAGCCAAGGCUGCGUGUGGGCCGUUGGCUGCAAGUACAUUUCUCUGCUGUACAGCCGCACGCACGGCAAGUCCAUGGAGCGUUUCCGGACCAUCCAUAUAAAGACGAGCAAGGGCAUCUUUGCGUCGGCGCUGGUCAUUGCUGGCAUCAUUCUCGUGGCGUUGGCCUUGCACUGGGACGGGGUUUACGCCUUGUACCUCGACUAUACCGCGAUGGACGUGCUGCAUUGCAACCUCGCGUUCUGGUACUUUGACGGCUAUCGCAAAAGCAAGCGCGUAGCCGGCGUUGGGCCGCAUCUGCGCACGAUUUCGGCGCGCACCAUGAGCUUUCGCUCCAACAAAUCGACGGCCGAGGACACGGACGCGGUGCCGCUGCGCCAAGAGAUGGACGAGAUCCGGCGCUUUUUGUCGCUCGACGAUUAUUUUUCGGAUUUUCUCGCAUUUUGCGAAACCUUGGGGCGCACCCACGAGCCGCUCGCGUGGCGCCUUGUCCAGCUCCAUAAGCAGCGCAAGGUGCUGCCGGCGGUCGUCUACAACGACUGCAUGAGCCCAAACGGGCCGCUCGUGACCAUGACGGGCCUCAGCAUGGCCCCCAAAGUAGCCUCCGUCGUACGCGGCCGCCCCGACGCGGUCGUCGGCGAGACGCUCGACCAGCUCUACGCUGCGUUCGAAACCGACUUGCUGCGCGCCAUUUGCCAGCACGUGUUGCCAAAGUACCAAAAAAGUGGUCGGCUCUGGUACAGCUUUGUGCAGCGCCCCGCCGACAUUGCCCCACCCGAGCCACUACUCCUGACGAACACGCCGUCGAUGACAACCAUAAGCCACGCGCCGUCGACGCUCUUGCCAACGACCAACGAGCACGGAUCCAACACCACGGACGGGGCAGUACCGGGCAGCCACGACGCCGCCGGCUCACAUCCGUCGGUCACUUGACGUAACGAGUCCACCACAGUGCUCGACUAGAUCCGUGUCUACAUCACAGCAGCCGUUCACGCCGUACAAGCGUCCACCGCUCAACGCGAUUGAUGAAGGACCCUAACCUCAUGCCAAGGGUUAGGGUUUGGCUCCGAGACUAUGAAUUCCGUGAUGACGUCGUCUACCCUACACCUUACCUUGAACUGAAAGCAACCCGUCAUUGUA